Messenger RNA from Nicotiana tabacum (common tobacco), 663 nucleotides. The record is from RefSeq and is a predicted model, not a curated record. NCBI's taxonomy places the organism in Eukaryota, Viridiplantae, Streptophyta, Magnoliopsida, Solanales, Solanaceae.
AUGCCGCCCUACUUAAAGAUAUAUGAUGGUACUACCAAUCCAGAAGACCACAUCAUCCACUACGUUGCAACCGUAAAAGGCAACGAUCUCUCAAAAGAAGAGGUACCAUCGGUGCUGUUGAAAAAGUUCGGCGAAACCUUAACAGGAGGAGCCUUGACAUGGUACUCUCAACUACCAACACGCUCGAUAGCAACAUUUGAGGAAAUGGCAGACAAAUUCAUCACCGCCUAUGUAGGAGCCAAAAAGGCAGAGGCUAGGGUAAAGGAUAUAUUUGCCAUAAGACAGAUGCACGGCGAGAGGAUCAGGGACUUCUUAGCUCGGUUCAAUAGGGUGAUAAUGAGCUUGCCAAAUGUGACAGAGAGAAUGGCAGUAGCGGCCUUCCAGAAUGGACUAAACAGAAACGGUUCGAGAGCGACCAGAAAAUUGCUAAGCAGGCUCAUGAAAUACCCUCCAACUACUUGGGAAGAAAUCCAUAACGCCUACUGUGCCAAGGUACGAGCCGAUGAGGAUGAUAUAAACAGCCCGACCCAACGGUUGAUGUCACUCCAAAUUGAAGCAAAGAAAGAUCAUCGCAAUGAGGGUCAAAGAGAUCAGUUGGGGCCCCGCUCUGGUCAGGAAAGGCAUCAACCCUACGUCAGAACGUCUGCCCCGCCUCCACCAUGA